CGUAUGGUAUGUUAUUUAAGACUGGAUAUACACGGGCUACGGUCUGAUUGCUAUAAACCUGAAGUAAAUUUAUAGGCUUAAGACCCAGAUACUAUAGAAAACUUAAAACGCAAAACACUGAAGGAUAAUACAAAAAUGGGAACUACAAUUUAUCGUGUCACUGGGAUAUUCUUGUCUUUAACAGUUGCUUUGUUAGGUGCCGCAACUGCUGUUCUGUUGUACUAUGCCGGACAAGACGGUAUUGAUCUGUUCUACAAGGACAGUACCUACAUGGACGAACAUCACCGAAUACACAAACGUAAGCCGACAGAUGAUUGGUAUGGAGAACUUAUACUGAAAGGCUGGGCGUUCGGUUUCGUUUAUGUGGUUCCCGGUCUUACUGGUAUAACUGCAUCUCUGUUCUUCGAAAAAGUUCCAAUGGUCAUACAUUUGAUUAUAGCCAUUCUGGCCUUGGUCGCGGGCAGUUUCAUACACACCGCUGGCACAAUGGCAAUAAUCCUGUUCCGGGUGUUCACGGUAAAUGGUGUGAUUAGAUACGACAGCUGGCCAGGAGACUGCAUAUAUAUCAGAUAUGAGGACGGUUUGCAACAAGAGGUCAACGACGAAAAGUGUGAGACUGGUCGCAAGGCGCUUAACCUAGCUAUAGCAGCCGCAAGUGUUAUCUUAGUCGCCUGGGUAUUCCUUCUGUCAGAAAUUCUUUUCUGCGGUUUUACAUACCAUAACAUAGGAAAGAAUCAUAAAAAGUCGGUGACGACAGCACAACGCCGUGAUGAAGACAUAUCCCAGCCACGUGAAAGGCGUUCUAAACGAAGGAGGACACCAGCGCCCCCACACAUUUCCACAACUGAGGAGCAGGCGUCAGCUAGUCACAACACUGCAUCAGAUGUCACACCUCCAACACAGACCACGCCCACUUUCAGUACAUUUCAGAAAAGAAAAGGCACGAGCGAAGCGGCUACAUCACAGCAGCAUGAUAAUAACGCAUAUGAUCCAAUGGAAGAAACUGGAACAGAACAAGCUGAUACAGCACCAGCCAGUGACGUACCAGCAUCAGUUGAAAUGGCGGAUGUUCAGCAUGGUGAAAUCACACCACUUUAAGCAGUAUCCAGUGACAAAGUGCUACAAGCAAAUGGAAGAAUGCUUAAUAAUGUACAUAUUGUUAACCUGCAUAAUAUAUAAUCAGAAAACCAUUGUGCAUCAUUAGGAAAACCACUGUGCGCGUUUUAAAAACUGCAGUAGUACUGUUCUGUGUCAAGGCAGUAAAAUGCAUUCAUUCUGUGAUACUAGGAUUAUAUUUUCUACGGCAAAUCCGACUGUCAUACGUUUUCUUCCAAUUCUGCUAAAUUUACGACGAAACCAGUUCCUAUCGAAGCACAUGUCUUUGACAUUGUCAGUGUAGUUUAUUCAGAAACGUAGUUUUUCGCAUUUUUCUAGUUAGCCAAGGUGGUCACAUUUUUCGUCAUUUUUUCACUUCACAUGUAGCUAAACAAGGAUACAUGUAGAGGCCCAACUUGCUACAGGAUACUGGAGCAUCGUUUCCAAGGAAUUAUUUAGAUAGUGAAUAGGGGCCUUUUCCGGCAUAUCUUACACCAAAAAAAUUGUUUCGAAAACAUCACUUCUGAAAAAUCAAAUGCCGGCUCCGGGUCAAUGCCUAUGUGGAACUACAUA
This is a messenger RNA of Mercenaria mercenaria, 1668 nucleotides long. RefSeq lists its product as uncharacterized. NCBI's taxonomy places the organism in Eukaryota, Metazoa, Mollusca, Bivalvia, Venerida, Veneridae. Bases 136 to 1098 code for a protein of 320 amino acids. The record is from RefSeq and is a predicted model, not a curated record. The transcript is spliced from 7 exons.